AUGGUUGUCGGGAGUUUUCGAAGGAAUUUGGAAGGUUGCCGCGUUCCUGUUAAGUUAAAGCACUCAAAAUAUUACCCAUCACCGUUAGUCAAUAAACGCUUAGAUGAGUGGGUAGAAGAGGAAAGAAUAGAUUUUGAGAAACUUGAAUGCCCGUUAAAAAAGCUUACAAAAGAUGGUUCAUCUACUUCAUUGUCGUUGUUGUCUUCCGCUGACCCGUCAGCUAAAUUUCCUGUAACAGUUGAUGAUAACGCUGAAGGCGAAAAUAGUUUUCCUCGUGGUCGUGUCAACUCGACCGGGACAUUUCAGUUAAAAAGAAAGAGACCUCCCGAUGAAGAGGUCCUAUCACAAUCGACAGAUUCUAAAGAAGAACUAGACAAGUCCAAGCUACAGCCGAAACCACGCCAAACGGGAAGCAUGAUAUCAAGUCACCAUGAGCAGGAUAUUGUAACCCGAAUACGAAAUAUUGAGUGGAUUCAAAUUGGACGCCAUAGAAUCAAACCGUGGUACUUCUCUCCCUAUCCCUUCGAAUUGAUAUCCUCGUCGUGCAUUUUUAUUUGUGAAUUCUGUCUAAAGUACCUUAAGAGUGAAAAUUGUUUGCGGCGGCAUUUGACAAAAUGUCAAUUUCGCCACCCGCCUGGAAAUGAAAUCUACAGAAAGCUCCCACAUAGUUUUUUUGAAAUUGACGGACGAAAAAAUAAGGUCUAUGCUCAGCAUCUUUGCUUGUUGGCGAAGUUAUUCCUGGACCACAAGACUUUGUAUUAUGACACUGACCCCUUUUUAUUCUAUGUUCUUUGUGAAAUUGAUGUAUACGGCUACCAUCUAGUGGGAUAUUUUUCAAAAGAGAAAGAAUCUUCAGAAGAUUACAAUGUUGCUUGCAUUUUGACACUUCCUCCUUAUCAGAGGAAAGGUUACGGCAAACUUUUAAUAGAAUUCAGCUACGAGUUGAGCAAAAUCGAGGGCAAGUUGGGAUCUCCCGAGAAGCCGCUCAGCGAUUUAGGAUUACUUUCAUACCGUUCUUACUGGACUGCAGCCAUCAUGGAGAUCCUUCUUUCCAUCAAACCCUCAGAGCCCGGCCAGGAGUCUGGAAUCAGUAUUAAUGAGCUAGUGGAACGAACGAAUAUGAAGAGGGAUGACGUCAUCGCCACGCUAUCCUACUUGAACGUCCUCUACUAUGUGAAAGGCCAAUAUAUCAUAUUUUUGAGUAAGGAGAAUAUUGACGCCUACCAACGAAGUCUGGCGAAGCGACUUGUGAGGAUAGACGCCUCGUGCCUCCACUGGAAGCCGAAAGAUUGGAGUAAACGUGGGCGAUGGUAG
This is a messenger RNA of Mesocestoides corti, 1314 nucleotides long. The record is from the annotation of a GenBank genome assembly. NCBI's taxonomy places the organism in Eukaryota, Metazoa, Platyhelminthes, Cestoda, Cyclophyllidea, Mesocestoididae.